AUGUCUUUUGCCGUAUCUCGCGCCGUCGUCCGCCAGUCGCGGUUCGCCGUCCGCCGCGCCGGCCUGCGCAAUGCCUCUACCACGUCCGAGGCCGCCGGCGCCGCAAAGGAGAAGGCCGCCGAGGCCUCGUCCAAGGUCCAGUCCAAGGCCUCCGAGGGCCUGACCAAGGUCAAGAGCUCUGCUGACAGCGCUGCGAGCUCCGUCAGCAACGCUGCCAGCAACGCCGCGAGCACAGCCAACAGUGCUGCGAGCAAGGUCCAGGGCAGGACGGGCCGCCUGGUGCGCGCUGUUCAGGGACUCAUCCCCCAGGCUCUGUACUACGGACGCGUCACCCUCGAGGUCGGCAAGCUCAUCGCCCACCAGCGCAGCAUGGCACCACCCUCCAUCCAGACCAUCCAGGGCUACCUCCAGCCCGCCCUCAACGCCCUCCGCCACCCCGCUUCGCUCGUGAACCGCAUGAACCCCAACACCAUUCUCAGCCAGGUCCGCGGCGCAUCGAGCGCACAGUACUGGAGCGCCGGCGUCGUUGCCGCCGAGGUCAUUGGCUUCUUCUCCAUUGGCGAGAUCAUCGGCCGCUUCAAGCUCGUUGGGUACAGGGAGAAGGGCCACGGCGGCGACAGCGAGGCCCACGCAUAA
Messenger RNA from Ascochyta rabiei, 636 nucleotides. Its product is annotated as ATP synthase subunit G atp20. The record is from RefSeq and is a predicted model, not a curated record. Bases 1 to 636 code for a protein of 211 amino acids. The transcript is spliced from 3 exons. NCBI's taxonomy places the organism in Eukaryota, Fungi, Ascomycota, Dothideomycetes, Pleosporales, Didymellaceae. Gene Ontology annotation, molecular function: proton transmembrane transporter activity. Gene Ontology annotation, biological process: proton motive force-driven ATP synthesis.